Molecule: messenger RNA, 3313 nt
Organism: Diorhabda carinulata
Lineage: Eukaryota; Metazoa; Arthropoda; Insecta; Coleoptera; Chrysomelidae
Product: bicaudal D-related protein homolog
Exons: 8
Coding region: 898-2376 (492 amino acids)
Source: RefSeq, a predicted model, not a curated record
GCAUUUCUUUGUCAUUGCUAGUAUUACCUAUUCUUGUCUGAUUCAUUUUUUUUACUUCUUUCACUAUUCUAUCUUUAGAGAAAUAAAACAAUCAUCCACACUCAAUGUUUUUUAUUACUGUUUAUUGGUUGCCUAGAGACAUAAUGGUGUAAAUUCCAUAGAUGCCAAACGCUCUAAUUCCUUUUACUAUUAAACUAAUAUAAAGUCAAACAAGAGAAUUUGAUCGUUUUGGAGAUGUAUUUAUUUAUGUAUUUAAUUGCAGUUAGUAAAAGUAAAUAAAACCAUAGAUAAACUUGAAAAUUGGUUAUAUAGUGGUGCUCUAUCUUACGCGGAAUUUUUUGGAACUAAUACACAUGUAACGUAUUAAAAAUAUGGAUAUAUUAUAUAUGGAGAUGUGGUUCUUCACUAAAUCUAAACAAAUAUAAUUGUCGAUUAGUAAUAAUUAAUUAUUUAAUAAUUUCUGUCAGAAUAUUUUGGAGAAACAGUAAAGGUAUUAUUAAAAAGUGGAUGUGGCAACGUUGUAUCUCCAGGUAACAAUCGCGAAUGAAUUUGAAAACAAACGAACACCGGUCUUGGUGUUGAUUGUACGUAUCCAACCGUAGAUUAUGCACUAGACAGGUUGACUUGGUGUCUCGGUAUCGCGAACAUUGUUUUUUGUUAGUUUAAUUCUGAUGUGGUAAUUUUAAUGAAGAAAAAAACUUGUAGUGUGAUGUUUAUCUAAUUAAUAGUGAUUUUAUUUGUGUGUACUUUUUUUAUUUUGGAAUACGUUCGUGUCAUUUGAAGGAUUAUUGUUUUUUAAUUUUAACAGUUUAGUUUAAGUUAUUCAAAAUGUCGUCGUUAUCCCUACGGUUGUUUUCCCUUUUCCGUUACCGGAAAUUACCGAAUAAAAUUUAAAACAUGCUACAGUCGUUAGAAGAAUAUAUAGUAGAAAUGGAAAAUCGUAGUGCCAUAGACCAAUCUCUCGUUGGUAAUGUCAACGAAGACGUUUGGACCCAAUUACAACAAAAAGAAAACGAUUUAGUACUAGCAGCCGAAUUGGGUAAAGCCCUUUUAGAAAAAAACGAAGAAUUGAAAAAACAGAAGGAUGCGUUGGAGGAGGAAUUUUCGAAAAAAAUAGAGUCCAUCGAACAAGAUCGUCACUUACUUCGACGUAAACUACAUUCGAAAGAAUCCGAACUCGAUGCGAAGAUAAUCGAAUUGCAAAACGACGUUGCCGAAUUAACGUCGAAACUUCAAACCAAAGACAACCUCCUGAAACAAUGGGAACGCGACAAAAGCUCAUUGGUCGCCGAAUUAACCGCCCAAAAUACGAGGUUAACCGCGCAGCUCAAAGAGGCCGCUCAAAAGGAACAGCAAUUGAGGAGGGAGAUCGAUGAGUACAAAGAGAGAUUGACCUUGGGGAAAAAUAGCUUGCAGGAACACAUGAGUAGCGUCACUGGACUUCGGGACGAAUUGGAAUUGACGGUCGAGAAGAACCAAGAAUUGGAGAGGCGGCUUCAUAUGGCGGCGGCCGAGAGGGAUAGUAUAGCGUUGGCGUUGGAAGAAGCUUCCGAUAGAAUAUUGAUGCUGGAACGUCACGCUAGGGAGCAAGACAUUCGAUAUCAACAAAAUUUGAAGGAAUACAGUUUGCCGCAAGAGAAAUUCUCCAUUGAGGAUAGGUUGAGCGAAAUGGACAUAUCCGAACCGACAUUAUCUCAGGAGUGUAUGUCAGUCUAUCGACAACUUCGAUCCCUCGUUCUACAACUCAAAUCACAUUCGGAUGACGAUAGCGGUCUACAUUCCGAUUGCUCCACAACGUCCAUGGAAGAUUCGUCUAGAUUUGCUCCAGGAUUGCUCACAGAAGUUGCUCAGGAGUUGGUUGGAUUAGUGUUAGACACGGACGUAGUUAGAAUAUUGGAAAGGCUCGAACAAGCUAGAAGGGAAAUACAGGAAAGGGACGAGGAAUUGGCUCGAAGAGCGGAAAGGAUUAUGGAACUAAAUACUAGAGUUUCGGUUUGCGAGGUGGAGUUGGCUUCGGCUUUGGAGCAACGAGAUAGAGCCAUUCACGACGCUUCCGAUUCGUCGUUAGCUCAAGAUGAAGUCGUAGCUAAAGCCAGAGACGAUAGGGACGUGGCGGUGCAGAGACGGAUUAAAGUCGAAGUUGAAUUAGCGAAAACUAGAGUUGAACUGAUGCAAGCCAACAGUCAGUUGCUGGAAACCGUACAACAGAAAGUCGAAUUGAGUCAACAGCUCGAACAGUGGCAGAUGGAUAUGCAUGAACUUUUAGACGAGCAGCUCAAAAAUAAACUUUCAAAUCAGGAAAUCAAAAUGAAAAUACCCAGUGAGCCUGUAGCGCCGCCAAGAAGAAGACUUCUGUUGAGGCUCUUCAAUCGAUAGCAAAAUUAGUGUUCAAAAAACAAAAAUGUGUAUAUAGGUAGAAAUAUUGUGAGCACAUACCCGUAAUCCAGUCCCUAAAUUUCCCAAAAAUCCCUUUUUCGUUUAUAUUUCGUGCAAUUACUAAUCCUUUACCUCUCACCUUUAUUCAUAGAUAAAUAAAUAAAUAGAUGUUUAUUAAAUCUACAUAUUUUACUAAGAAUCUGUACCUUUGUAGUAAAUUUUUAUAAACAAAAAGUGAGUAUUCGAAAAAGUUAAUGAAUUAUGCAUUUUUUAGUAUAUUUUCAUCAAUUUAUCGUUUUGCGCCCGUACUAAUAAUUUAUACUUAGCGUCCGUGCUAUAACUGGUGUAAUAUAAAUCUACGACGGUGUUGCCAGAUUAAAUAAAAUAGUAUAAUAAACUAGUAAAUAAAAAUCUAAUAUUUCUUUUUUUUAUCUUUGAAUGGAAAUUUAUUAAAAUCUAAUUAUUCAUAAAUUUGGAAAUUAUUUGUUUAUAUUCAUGAUGAAUAGAAGGAAAUCUAAUGCGGAACGAGAAUAAAAAUCUCAAAUAAUUUUUAAAUACGUUUGGCAACGCAGCAAUUUGGCUGUCAAAACUUCCUAACGAAUAACUGACAUAAGGUUAUAUUGAAAAUGAUUUUUGAUUAGGAAUUUUUUUUUUCAAAAUUAUGUAUAAACAACAAAAUAAUCAGCAUUGAAUUUAAUUAAUAAGGUAAAGUAACUUAUAUUCUCAAUUUAUUCGUUUUGUAUCGUAUAUUUAUGUUAUACUAGUUAUUUUACUCAUUUUACGUACUCUUAUUUAUUCAUUCAAUUAAUUCAUUAACUUUAUUCAAGUUUUAAUUAAUUAACUUAAAAACUGUGAUUUUAAUACGAAAGGCUAUACACCGGCACUUAUUUAAAUAUAUUGUAAGAUAUUUUAAUUAAUAAAAUUCCAUUAAUAUGUC